AUGAAUGAGCCUGGACAAAUUAAAAUUCGUUAUCCUGAAAUACAUGCGCCUAAUAUGUGGAGAGCUAAACUUGAUGCCAUAGAGGCCGAUUUGUCAGAAUUCUGUAGUGAGAAAUGCGAAGGCCUAAAUGGAGGAUAUUUCGCAGAUAAUGAUGGGGACUGCUGUCAGUUUAUUGUCUGUCAGUUAACACAGAGCAGAUUUGGUCCAGGCCAAUAUAUUGGCUACAAGCAAACAUGCAUGUACCCUCUAGUAUGGGAUAGUAAGAAUGGAGCGUGUAACAACGCCAAGGAUGUUGAGGGUUGCACUGAGGAAUGUCAUACGCCGCCAUCUCCAACACCACCAUUCACUACACAGAUGUAUAAUGAGUCGGGUCAAUGUUAUAGAAAUAACAAGUUAUACUCAUGGAUUGAAUCCGAUCCACAAUGUUUCUUCGUUGAUGACAACAUGGACGAAUUAGUGUGUUGCGGAAUUGAUCGAGUAUUUGAUCUUGAAGAGUGUGGUUGUGUAGGCACAUUAGCUCCAAGUGAAUGCGACUGCAUUCUCUGCCUGCCAUUCGUGAACAACAGAGUACAGGAUAUCAUCCAUGAUACAUACACUGAAGUGAGAGGCGUCAGUAUAAGUGAUGCUGGUGUUAAGGGACCAGGUGAUCUUGAUAUAUUCAAAGGUUGCUUCGAUGGUGUUGAUGAUUACAUUCGUAUUAGCAACUUUAUCAAACUUUACUAUGGACCAACAUUUUCGAUAAGCUUCAGUUUUUAUGUCGACCCAGCUUAUGAUACAAGAAAAACGCACGGCAUUAUAAGUAAUGGCUGCUGUGAUGAAGAAGGCUCAAUCAAAGUGAACGUGCUAGGGGAGUCAUUAAACGUUCGUUUUGAAACUGAGUUCGGAGUGUACGAAGAGGAUAUCUUGGAACCAGCGGGUAAACGACUCACACCUGGUACUCUCACAGAUGUGACAUUGAGAUACUGUGGUCCAACCCUUGAUGUAUUCUAUGAUGGCGAAUUGGCCGAUACAAGAAUUCUUGGAGGAGAUCUGUUGACCACAGAUUGCGCACUUACUAUUGGUCAGGAUGGCGACAAAGGCGAUGAUGGUGGUGAAAAUACCAAUUUCCAAGGCUGUAUUGUAAACUUUUCAGUAUGUCGUGACUGCUGGACUGAUGAACAAGUCAAUGCACUCGCUGCUUAUGACGAAGCAUCUAUCAUUUGCGAACAGUUAGAUGAGCUUGCCCUUGCAGGAGCAAUUUAAUUAAUUAAAAUUAAUUCUGGUUAAUUAUAUUUGGCAAUAGGUUUUUACUUCCAAUACCGAUCCGAUAAAAUGACACAAUAUAGUCCAUUUACAGGUAAUGUGAUGUUCAUUAGUUCGUCAUAUUUAUACUGUUCAAAUGUUACCCAUUGUGCUUUGUGAUCAUACGGGUUUAUUCUUUUUCCCAUGUGUUCUUUUGUGAGUGUAAAAGCUAUUGGUUUGCAUCACUUAGCAAUCCAUGUGUAGCACACACCUCGACUCACUUACAUGGGUUAUUUAACACACGAAUGGAGUAACGUCGUGCUUCCAUAUGUUGAAUAUCCAUGAGUAUUAUUAGUUUAGUCUCAAUAUUCUAGUUUUACCUAAACAGAGUGUCAACUAUGUUAGUAUCGGUAUUGGUAGUUGAAAUCCCUACCAAUAAAAAGCAUUAGUGGCUCAUAAUUAUUAGUCAGUCGAUUUUAAUGUAUCAAGAACAGUUUAUUAUAUUUUGAAUAAACUUUUAAAACUUGA
Messenger RNA from Owenia fusiformis, 1749 nucleotides. The record is from the annotation of a GenBank genome assembly. NCBI's taxonomy places the organism in Eukaryota, Metazoa, Annelida, Polychaeta, Sabellida, Oweniidae.